This is a messenger RNA of Ectocarpus siliculosus, 1812 nucleotides long. NCBI's taxonomy places the organism in Eukaryota, Phaeophyceae, Ectocarpales, Ectocarpaceae. The record is from the annotation of a GenBank genome assembly.
AUGUCCACCACAUACAGACACCAAGCACGCGCGAGAAAGGUUUUCAAGAUCUACUUGAAGGACGGGUCCGGGGGCUGGUUCCUGCCGGUCGUGCUCGUGAUUGCCAGCGUCCUCACCCAGGCCGUGACGAACGUGUUCGACUGGUGGCUGUCCUACUGGUCCGACAAGUUCCUGGAGGACGGAGCGACUGGAUCGUGGUACCAGUACGUGUACGCCGGGCUCUGCAUGUCGGUGGUGGCGCUGUACCUUAUCAGGGCGCUCCUGUUCGCGACGCAAGCCGUCAGGUCCUCCCGCCACCUCCACUCCGUCCUGGUGAAGGGUGUCAUGCGCGCCCCGGUGUCGUUCUUCGACACGACCCCCGUCGGGCGUGUGCUGAACCGGUUCACGAAGGACAUGGACUCGAUCGACCUGCUGCUCCCUCGCAACAUCCCGCAGAUGCUUUACCGGCCGGUGAACCGCGACCUGCAACGCCUGGAGAGCGUUUCGCGAUCUCCCAUUUUCGCGCAGUUCUCCGAAACCCUCAACGGCGUCUCCACGGUUAGGGCGUACAACCAGGAGGGCGAGUUCAUCAACCGCAACAACGCUCGCCUGAACGACAGCUCGACGGCCUUCUACCUCAUGCACGUGUCCAACCGGUGGUUGGGUAUCAGGCUGGAGGCCAUGGGCACCACCAUGAUCCUCGCAGCGGCUCUGCUGAUCGUGUUCAGCAAGGGCUCCGGGGGCAUCACCAUCAAGGGAGGCGUCGCCGGCCUCGUCCUUACCUACACCCAGCAGGUGACUGGCUACCUGACGUGGACGGUGAGGAUGGGCUGCGAGAUGGAGGCUCGCAUCACCGCCGUGGAGCGCGCCCAGGAGUACGCCGACCUAACCCCUGAGGCACCCCCCAUCGUGGAUGACUACCGCCCCCCUCAGGGGUGGCCCGAAUCGGGAGCGGUGAAGCUCUCGGGGAUCAAGAUGCGAUACCGCCCGGGGCUCGACCUCGUCCUCAAGGGUGUCUCCCUCGACAUCAAGGGAGGAGAGCGAAUAGGCAUCGCCGGCCGGACCGGUUCGGGCAAGUCUUCCCUCAUGGUGACCCUGUUCAGGAUAGUGGAGCCGUGCGGCGGCAGCCUGACGAUCGACGGGGUGGACGGGCUGAGGGUAGGGCUACAGGACCUUCGGAAGGCCAUCUCCAUCAUCCCUCAGGACCCCGUGAUGUUCUGCGGGACCAUUCGGGACAACCUCGACCCGUUCGGGCUCAGCGACGACGUGACCAUCUGGGCCGCCCUGGAGGCGGCUCGCCUGGCGCACUACGUGUCCGGAUUGGAGGGCAAGCUCGAGGCCGAGGUGAGCGAGGGGGGAGAGAACCUUUCCCUUGGGCAGAGGCAGCUGGUGUGCCUGGCCCGCGCUGUGCUCCGGCGGAACAAGAUCCUGGUCAUGGACGAGGCCACCGCUAACGUCGACGUCGACACCGACUCGCUCAUCCAGGUGGGCGAGUUCGACACGCCGGCCAACCUGGUGGCCAACCCCGACUCCCUCCUCAUGGCCUUCAUCCGACAGACGGGCGGCGGGUCUUCCCGCCGCCUGGUCGCCAUCGCCAACAACGCCGCCACCAUCACCACCACCACGGACGCCGACGCCGGCGACGAGACGGAGACGAGGGGGCUGCCUGACGUCGUGGUGGCGCCGGGGGCGGCGACGCGUGCCCCGGGCACCCCAACAGCGGCGCCGCGCGCCUCGGGGCUACCCCCCGCGCCGCCGCGCACGCCUCCCGCGCAGCCUGCGACGGCGGCGAGGACUUCUAUGAGGACGGCUUCCCCCCGACCGACGGAAUGA